AUGGGUACACUCAUAUAUUUAUAGCCAAGCUUUAAAGGUCCAGAACCACAAUAUAAAACCAUUAAUUAUUCGAUAGUCCCCAAAAAUCAAAGUUUGGAAGAUCAUAUAGAAAAACCACAACUUGAAAUCCUCCAGCAAUUGAAUGAGGAGAAGAAAUGCCGAGAUCUUGUUGAAAUCCAUGGCAUCACCUUGGAAAAAACUAAAUAAUUUUAUGCUGAUAAAAUCAAGGAAUACAACGAUAUCAUCGAUUUAAAGCAUAUCAAAAAUAAAAGAAACCAAUCCCAAUCAGUUGAAAAAUCUCACAAUCAAACAUUUAUUCGGUUUGCAGGAGACGAAGGUAAAAUCACUAAUUUUCACAUAUCCAUCAAUUCGAAGAAUCUCAUCCCACUUUUGAAUGAAAUCAACAGGAGGGCUAAUAAUGAAUAGACCAUAGACAAUCCACUUAGUUACAGGAGAUCAACGAGAAAUAAUCAAAAUAACACAUUGAAAACCUCAAACAAUUACACCAAUAUCAAGUAUACUCUACAGACAAUCAGACCUAAAUAACCAUAGAAUAUCACUCAAAGAUUGGAAUAAAAAUUAAUUAACUUUGAUCGCUUAAACUAAAGUUAGAUUAGCCCAAUGAAUCAAGUGAACUUUAAUGAAGAUCUAUCCAUUGAUGUGAUUAAGAAGAGAAAAUCAUUUUCAAUCGACCUUAAAUUCAAAAGAAGGAACUCUGAAAAAAAGAAAACAAACACCUACUCCAAAUAGCAAAAAUAGGACAUUCCUAAAGUAGAUUUAUCAUAACUGAUUUCGGAUUCCUUUAGAUAAAACAUAUCAAGUUCUUGUUAAUAUGAGGAUGAUCAAGCCGAAAUUACACAAAGAGACUCCCAAUUUAAUAAUAACAAUUUAGAAUUGACUCAGAUCCAAUACCCACCUCUGGAGACUAAAAUUGAGUAACUUAAUUAGAGUUCAUUUGAUUAAACUGAAAAAGAGCAACUACCAGAUAUUUAUAAAGACAUAAGUAAAUAUUAAUUGUUCAUUCAAAUAGAUGUUAAUUAAUAUUUUGAUUUUGAACAGAGACAAAAAGUGCUCAAAAGAAGGAAGGAAGUUGUACAUGAGAUAUUAAACAAACAGAAACCUAAAUUCUUACAUAUUUGUGGAUCCAAAUUUCCAGUUAUUAAUAGUGAAUAAAAUUGGAACAACUACAACAACCUGAGAAUUAGGAUAACAGAAAGGGAACUCUAAUAGAAAGUGCAUCAAUUGAGAAAUACAAAAGAAUAAUAUUAAGAUUUUGAGAACCUAACUAUGUUGUCUGGACCACCUAUAACUACCAGUUAUGUUACCAAUAAUCUAAAAUCAGAUUAUUAGGAUGUCAAAGUUACUAAGAUUAUGAAAUAGCUAAAUACUUUUAAAUAGUGA
This is a messenger RNA of Paramecium tetraurelia, 1401 nucleotides long. RefSeq lists its product as uncharacterized. Lineage: Eukaryota; Ciliophora; Oligohymenophorea; Peniculida; Parameciidae. The transcript is spliced from 2 exons. The record is from RefSeq and is a predicted model, not a curated record.